AUGGAUUCACCUAGAGGAUAUGGAAAUCCACCAAAAGGAUCUCCAAAAUUGACGAUUCAAGACUAUAAAGAUAAGCUUGGACGCAUGGAGUCCACACUUAUGGUUUUGCAAAUAAAAUUAAAAGCUAAGGAAACAGAAAAUUCGGAAUUAAAGCAAAGACUGCAGUUUUCUUCUCAUCAACCAAUCAUUUCAAAUAUCAAUACUGAUGAAAAAACAACAUCUCGAUAUAAUCAAUUACAAGACGAGCUUAUAAAGUUAAAAAUGCAAAACCAAGAAUUGGUGCAUACAAUUGAUGAACUUAAAUUCCGCAAUUCGUUCAUUUCAUCAAAACAAGACAAUUUUUCUAAAAAUCGCGGGAAUGGUAUUCAAAUUACGUCAGAUAUAUCGACAAGAUACCAAAACAGUAAUGACUUAGCUAUACAUGUUGAUAAAAUAACAAAAGAGCGCGAUCAACUAAAUAAUAGAAUCAAACAACUUGAAAACGAAAAGCUACACGAUCAAGCCGAAAUUAAUGACCUUAAAAGGGCGUUAAAAGAACAAGAAUCAGAUGUACCUUCAAUUCAAAUUGAUCAAAUGGACGGAAUCUUACGAGAAAACUCAGUUUUGAAACAAAAAAUAAAGGAACUUCUGGAAGAAAAUACAAGAGUGCACAAAGAAAAUCUUGAAUUAAAAGAAAAUUUAGAUAAUAUAAAAUUUUCAGAUAAUAAUGAGAAAAUACGUUUAAAUGAAAGAAUUAGAUCUCUAGAAUCUAUGAUAACUGAUCUAAAAAACAAAAUGGACAAGGAAACAGCAGUAGCAAUUGAAAAACCAAGUAAUUCCGGAACUAAUUCACAAAUUCAAACUUUGAAAAAGGAGAUAUCCAAACUACGCGAUAUCAAUGACCAGCAAAGCAUCGAAUUACAAGAUGUGAAAGCUCAAUUAUCUCAGAUGAAUACUCUUGAAAAAGAAAUCAGAUUCAAAGAUGCAAAAAUUGAAGAAUUAGAGAAGAAACUUGCAGAACCGCAAUCACCAACUGAUAGUAAAGAUCAUAAAGCAAUAAUAGAUCAGCUGACAAAAGAAAACAGCAGACUUAAAGCAGAAUUAAGAGUAAAAGGUUACUCAAAUAACAAAAAUCCUUCUAUUGAUGAAAUUGAAGAGGAUGCAAUGCGUGACAAGGUUGCGAAAUACGAAAAUCUUGUUACACUAUACAAUGAAAUAACAAAUCGUUACAAUAUAUUAUCAAAUAAAACAAGAGAUUAUGAUGACAAAUCAGAAAUAAUUUUGAAACUUCAAAAGAGAGUAUCACAAGCUGAGAUUGAUGAACAAGAUUUCAAACGGGCAUGCUAUAACUAUCAACAACAAAUAUCAACUCUUGAGAAAAAGCUAAAAGAUCUGUAUUCUCUUAUUAGAGCUUACAGCGUAAAAUAUGGAAUAGAAUUUGUUGAAAUUCCUGAUUACGAAGAUUAUAUUUCAAACAAGAAUAUUCCAUCAAUACCAACAAUAGAUACUGCUACACAACAAAGGAUUUUAAAGCUCGAAAAUGAUGUCAAAGAACUCCAAAACAAACUUAAAAUGGAAGAAGACAGCAAUAUCAAAUUGAAAGAUUUAAUGAAUUCUAAAGAAAUUGAAAUCAAAAGUUUGAGAUUAGAGAAUUCGCAACUUCGUGAAAGCUUUAUUGCAGGAGUACCUUCUCCACCAAGCCAUGAAAUAGCUGACCCUCUAACUCAAACAGCAGAAAUAGUGGAGCUUAAGCGAAAAAUUGUUGGCAUUAAUGAGCAAAGAGAUAAAGAUUUAGAAGAAAUUAACAAAUUAAUUGAUGAUAAUAGUUUAUUAGCAAAAGCAAAUAAAAAACUUGCAGAUGAGAAUGAGUUACUACGCCAGCAAAACUUAGAAUUAACAACCGAAAACAGGAGAUUACUUGACGAAUUAAGCAAUAUGAAACCAAGGAACAAAGAUUCUGAUAUCAAAGAACAAACUCAAGAAAUGGAGAAAUUUAUUGAACCAUCGUUUAAUCUCAGAAAUAAUAAUGAAAAACCAAACAAUGAUAAUGAAAAAGCACAACAAAGUCAACAGGAACUUGAAAAGCUGAAGUUACAACUACAACAAAAUGAACAAACAGCAAAGCAAAACAUCAUUGAUAUCAACAAUUAUAAGAAACAGAUCUCAGAAAAAGAUCAAACUAUUCUUAGACUGAAUGAUGACUUAAUCAAAUUACGAAAUGAUAUUCUUGAAAGGGAUGAAAACAUCAAGAAAUUAACUGAUGAAUUGAAGAACAUCAAACAGAAAUCUACAAAUGAUAGUAAAUCAUUUGAUAAUUUAUCACAAGAUCUGAAUAAUAAAAUCAAAAACCAAAAUGAAUAUAUUGAACAAUGUAAUAAGGAUCUCAACAAACUCAAAAUGGAUUUGCAAGAAAGUCUUAAAGUUAAUUCAGAUCUCAAUAACACAAUUCAAUUGCAGAAUACACAAUUAUCUCAGUUAAACAAUCAAAUUAAACAACUCAAUGAAACAAUCACAAAAUUAAAUGAUAUGAUUAAAUCAAAAGAAAAUGAAUUAAACAAUGCAAAUGCACAAAUUUAUGCAUUAAAUGAACAGAUAUCUAAGCUAAUGAAAGAAUCAGAUUCUAAUUCCAACAUUAGCGAACAAUUAAUGAAACUAAAUGAACAAUUAGUAGCACUUAAUGAAAGAGCCAAAUCUAAAGAAAAGGAGAUAGAUGAUGCGAAUAAACAAAUUGCCAAUCUCAAAAACGAAAUUCAGAAAUUGAUGAAGGAAAAUAGUUCAAUUUCUGAUUUGAAAGCUCAAAUUGAAGAGUUGAAUGCAUUGCUAGAUGAAAAGGUCAAAGAGUUAACAGAAUCUGACUCUAUGCUUGAAGAAUUAAGAGAUCAAUUGCUCAAACUAAAGAAAGAAAAUCAAGAUUCAAAGGAUAGUCAGCAAUUAGACAUUGAAUUGAAAGACAAAAUCCUUGAUUUACAAAAAGAAAACAUUAAACUCAAAGAAGAAUUCUCACAAAUAUCAGGAUCGCCAUCAAAUGAUAAAAAAGCUAUCAUUGCAUUAAGAAGACAAGUCUCAGACUUACAAAGAAUGAUUGAUGCGCAAAAUGAUAGCGCGCAAUUAAUCCAAUCAAGUCUUUCUCCUCCAAAUAACAGUGAUAUCUUGAAUUUGCAGAGAAUCAAUAGAAAAUUAGAACGUAGAAAUAUUGACCUUGAGAACGAAAUCAUUGAUAUCAAGAAAAAUGUUGAGAGAAACAUUUCGUUAAAUCCAAGCGUGAUUCAGUUGAAUGAUGUUGUGUUCCAUACCAUCAAAGAUCUUUUGGAAAGACUUUCAAAUGAACAUAAAGAGUUCAUUUCAGCUUUAAAAGAUGGCCCAUCUGACGAAUAUAAUAGUUAUUCUGAUAUAUAA
This is a messenger RNA of Trichomonas vaginalis G3, 3375 nucleotides long. RefSeq lists its product as uncharacterized. The record is from RefSeq and is a predicted model, not a curated record. The transcript has a single exon. The coding region runs from base 1 to 3375 and encodes 1124 amino acids. Lineage: Eukaryota; Parabasalia; Trichomonadida; Trichomonadidae.